This is a messenger RNA of Notothenia coriiceps (black rockcod), 3422 nucleotides long. Its product is annotated as eukaryotic translation initiation factor 4 gamma 1-like. The record is from RefSeq and is a predicted model, not a curated record. Gene Ontology annotation, molecular function: translation initiation factor activity; mRNA binding; protein binding. Bases 42 to 3317 code for a protein of 1091 amino acids. Lineage: Eukaryota; Metazoa; Chordata; Actinopteri; Perciformes; Nototheniidae. Gene Ontology annotation, cellular component: eukaryotic translation initiation factor 4F complex. The transcript is spliced from 19 exons.
GAUACAGAGCAUUACAGAGUUACUAUCAGAACCGACCAGCAAUGGCCGCGAGUGCUCCAAGGCUGCAGACGAGUAGUGGCCCCCGACCUGUCGGACCCACUCACGUCUACCCGCCCAACUCCCAGAUGAUGAUGAUUUCCCAGCAGCAGCUGUCUUUUGCUGGCUCCCCUCAGGGAUACUUCAUCCCCCCUGGACAGUACCGGGCCCCAUAUAUGCCUCCUACUCAGCAGUAUCCAGUGAACGCCGGUACAGCAGGCUUCUACCCGGGAACUAGCCCUGCUGAAUACCCUGCUUAUGCAGGAGCAUACUAUCCAGCGCAGCCGCAGUACUCCCCAGCUGUCCAGCCGGCACCUGUCAUGAUAAACCCCGCCCAGCAACAGCAACAAGCCCCGCCUCCUCAGCAACCACCGGCACCGCCACAAGGGCCACCAAAGAGGGAACGCAAACCGGUAGUGUGUCUCAACAAAAGGGCAGCGCGCCUCUUGUCUGAGAUAAGGAUACGAGACCCCAACCAGGGCGGGCGUGAUAUCACAGAGGAGAUCAUGUCGGGUGGAAGAUCCACCACCACACCGACCCCCCCACAGGCUUCCACAGCAGAAUCGAGUCCUGCACAGACAAACGGAGAAGUUACACAGCCAGCCACUACAGUGACUAGAAUAGAUGACAACACUGAGCCUCCUGUGAGCGCUGAAACCCCCCCACCUCCUGCCACAGCAGAAUCAGAGCCUGUGGAGGAAGACCAACAGGAAUCGGAUGACCAGAUGACACCGCCUGCUGAGUUAGCCACACAAUCUGUAGCCCCUGCAGCCGCCGCUGAGGUGCCGCCCCCAUUGAAAAAGGACCUGCCGCCUCCCUCCCCCCGCCCUGCAGCAGCAGCAGCAGCAGCAGCAGCAGAGCCUACUACUACUCCUGCUGAGGCCGAAAACCCAGUUGAUGCUAAAGUAAGUGACACGGUAGACGCUCCCGUCAGCCCUUCAGCAUCAUUAGCAGCAAAAGAGGCGCCUGUCAGGAAGGAAGAACCACAGGCUGCUCCAGCUCCCGCUGAGAAGGUACUAGAAAAGGAAGAAAAUAAAAUGGAGGAGGAGAAGAAAGAGGAGGAGAGUAAGGAGACUAUUGAAGAUGCCCCUCCUGCCGCUGUAAGCUGCCCUACGGAGGAAUCUACUAUGCAAGCUGCAACGUCCGUGCCAAAGAAGAGGAAGAACAUGAAGGAGCUCAACAAGAAGGAGGCCAUCGGAGACCUCCUGGACGCCUUCACAGAGGAGCAAGAAGCCAAGCCUGCUCCCGAACCCUCGUCCGCUCAGGCCGACCCGGCACCUGUUGCGCCGCCCGCGCCUCCUGCUGAAGUUGUGGAUGAAACCUGGGAGGAGAAGGAGGACAAGCAGAGCGAUAAACCUAAAGCAAAGACUGAGCCAACUGAGGCGAAAUACCAGUACAAAGAAGAACAAUGGAAGCCGAUAGACCCAGAAGACAAGAAGCGGUACGACCGGGAGUUCCUCCUGGGCUUCCAGUUCAUCACCGCCAGUAUGAACAAACCUGACAACCUGCCCACCAUCAGUGACGUGGUCCUGGAAAAGGCAAACAAGACUCCGAUGCGGCCUCCUGACCCAGCUCGCAUGAUGAAUGUCGGUCCUGAUUUUACCCCCUCUUAUUUGGGGAACCUCGGAAGCAGAUCGACGGGGGGACCCCGAGGCCCACCACCGGGCGGGUCGGGCCAUGGCGGGUCGGGCCACGUCGGGCCACGCCGCUCCCAGCAGGGUCCGAGGAAAGACACCAGGAAAAUCUUCACCAGCUUGUCCCUCGGGGAAGACAUACAGCUCAACAAGGCUGAGAAGGCCUGGAAACCCGGGGUGAAGAAGUCCACUCAGAGCCACACCGAAGAGGUGGCCGAAGACGACGACCCCGAACAGGCGAAGACUGCCGAGCUGUUCAAGCGUCUGCGCAGUAUCCUCAACAAGCUCACCCCUCAGAAGUUCCAGGAGCUGAUGAAACAAGUGCAGGAUCUGACGAUAGACACCGAGGAGAGGCUGAAGGGAACCAUUGACCUCAUCUUUGAGAAGGCCAUCUCAGAACCCAACUUCUCUGUGGCCUACGCCAACAUGUGCCGCUGCCUUAUGGGGUUGAAAGUCCCUGCCACAGACAAACCAGGAGUUUUAGUGAACUUCCGCAAACUGCUGCUCAACCGCUGCCAGAAAGAGUUUGAGAAGGACCAGGACGACGAUGAAAUCUUUGAGAGGAAGCAAAAAGAAAUGGAGGUUGCCAAAGAAGGAGAGGAGCAAGAGCGCCUGAGAGUGGCGCUGCAGAACGCCAGAGACCAGGCCCGCCGCCGCUCAAUGGGUAACAUCAAGUUCAUCGGAGAGCUCUUCAAGCUGAAGAUGCUGACGGAGGCCAUCAUGCACGACUGCGUAGUGAAACUGCUGAAGAAUCAUGAUGAAGAGUCUCUGGAGUGUCUCUGCAGGCUGUUCUCCACCAUCGGCAAAGACCUGGACUUUGAGAAGGCCAAGCCUCGCAUGGAUCAGUAUUUCGCCCAGAUUGACAAGAUCAUCAAAGAGAAGAAGACUUCAUCCAGAAUCCGCUUCAUGUUACAAGACGUCUUGGACCUCCGAAGGAGUAACUGGGUGCCGCGUAGAGGAGACCAGGGGCCGAAAACCAUCGACCAGAUCCACAAGGAGGCAGAGCUGGAGGAGCAAAAGGAAAUGAUGAAAGUCCAGCAGAUUAUGUCCAGAGGAGGAGGAGGGGAGGCGGUGGAGGCAGAAGGGACAUGGGAGGGAACAUGGGGGGCCGAGGCUCUCACCCACAGGCGGGCCGCGGGACCAGCCAGCCUCAGGACGAGGGCUGGAACACGGUGCCCAUCUCCAAGAACAGACCCAUCGACACCAGCCGCCUCAGCAAGAUCACCAAGCCUGGUUCUCUGGACUUCAACAAUCAGCUGCUGGCUCCAGGGGGGAAAGGCACGUGGGGCAGCUGGGGCAAAGGCAGCAGUGGAGGAACCGGAGCCAAACCAGCCAUCGGAGAGCCGGAGCCUGGUCGUCAAUCUACCAGCACCGUCAACCGCUUCUCAGCGCUGCAGCAGUCUGGCACCGCGCCGUCUGCCACGGACUCUGAUCGCAGAGCUCCUCAGAGGUCAAGCUCGAGCCGUGAGCGUGGCGGGGAUCGCUUUGAACGAUCGGAUCACAGCGAGGGACGGGGGGGUCGUGACGACAGCAGCAGUCGCAACCAAAUCAGCAAGAGGAGCUUCAGCAGAGAGUCUCAGGAGCGCGGCGGGAGGACCGGAGACCUGCGGGCGGCCACUGAGGCGGUGCGGCGCGUCGCCAGCAUGACUGACGACCGGGACCGAGGAAGUCGGGAUCGGGGCAGUCAGGAUCGCGGCAGUCGGGAUCGGGGCAGUCAGGAUCGCGGCAGUCGGGAUCGGGGUAGUCAGGAUC